AUGGAUAUUGCUUCUCUCCUUGAAUGGAAACUUAACUGUUUCGAACAAUCUUUUAACACCGUAUACAAUCUUUCUAGGCGUUUUUCAAAUAAGGGAAAUAAAUGCACAUGUGCUAAAAUUGCGGUUCAAGUUGAUAACAAAGAAACUGUCAAUACCUAUGAUGUCGAUUCUGAUAGCGCGCUUAUAAGGGAAGUAGAAGAAGCUCUUCAAAAAGCACACUUAACUCUCUCUCCACAGAAGACAAAAAAGGAGCCUAUCUCCGUAGAUAGGCCUAGCAAGAGUGUCCUGAAAAUUUGUCAUGGAAACACUUGUAUAAAGACGUCGAGACCUGAUUGCAGCGGACCUAUAACAAAGCAGCGGAAAUAUAUUCCUGCCCACUAUAAAGCUCCCUAUAAAACGGAUUUGCACAUACCAAACCGUAAAAAGUUAUUUACAUUAGGACAGCCAGUAGCAUCAUUUCCACCAACGAUGGACAACAAAAAUAUGAGUGACAGAACCAUAAAAAAGAUCAAUGAAACCAGUACUAAACAGGAAAAUCACACAGAAGUGAAUUUUCUCGAAGAUAUAAAUUUAUUAUGCCAUCCAGCUUCUACAUGUGACUGCUACCAAUAUCAAACCCAUCAGCAGGCUGCUUUAAUCGAAAAAUAUAAUAAAAGUGUUUCGUGCUUGUGGCUCUCGAUCUCACGUACCAGGCAAUUAUUAAGAUCGGAAGACAGAAGUAUUAUAGUUCAGUUUUUUAAAAACAUCCCCAUGGAAUCCAAACUGUUUUCUAGUAUGUGCUUUGCUAUUCAAAAGUGUGACCUUGCCAUCGCUUUGUUCGAAAAAUUCACUAGUCUUGUGAGUUUCAUUGAUGUACAGAAAGUCAGUCAAGAUGAAAUUAAUUGGAUUCAGUACGUUUUUUCAAGAUUCAGCCUCAUUUUAAAACUGUUGGAAUUACUGAUGACAAAGGUGAACCCUGAUUCAAGCGACUUGUCAACAACGAAUGUCCUUAAUGAUCUUCUCACUCAUAAUGAUCCCAUAAGUGCCUGGUUUGCUUCAAAACACCCAGUUAAACUAGUUGCUCCUCCAAGUCCAUAUGAAGCGUUUCUGACUAUAGGCAACUGUCCUAGCACUCCGGGAGCAUUUUCCCGUUUAUUAGCGUUAACGGCAUGGCCUCAAAUGUGUGUAUUCAACGGCAGCGCGAAACAAGCAUUAUUAUUUACAAACCUUUGGAGUGAGCUUGAAUCUGUCCAAACAGAACUCGAACUUUUAAACACUUUUAAAGCAAAUCUACCUAAUUUGCUUGUGGAUCAUCUAUUCACAAAAACGAUCAAUCAUGCGUCGGCUUUCCGUAAUUUAUACACACUCGUUUGCGGAAACAGUCCAUUGAUUUUGAAAAGCAACGUAUAA
This is a messenger RNA of Schistosoma curassoni, 1389 nucleotides long. Lineage: Eukaryota; Metazoa; Platyhelminthes; Trematoda; Strigeidida; Schistosomatidae. The record is from the annotation of a GenBank genome assembly.